Molecule: messenger RNA, 2559 nt
Organism: Choloepus didactylus (southern two-toed sloth)
Lineage: Eukaryota; Metazoa; Chordata; Mammalia; Pilosa; Megalonychidae
Gene: SMPDL3A
Product: sphingomyelin phosphodiesterase acid like 3A
Exons: 8
Coding region: 303-1661 (452 amino acids)
Biological process (GO): sphingomyelin catabolic process
Molecular function (GO): sphingomyelin phosphodiesterase activity
Source: RefSeq, a predicted model, not a curated record
GGUUCUCUUCACCUCUGCUAGGCAGCCCCAUACGUUUAGGGCCAGGUAGCAUUUAGGGAAGAUGAUCUGCGUGGGGUUGGCCCAAGAACACUCCUUUCCAAGCCAGUCACCCAGGCGGAGAAGAAACAAGAGGGCAGAUAAUCGCAAGUGAAGGGCAGACGAGCCGUCUGAGGAGGCUGCCCUUGCACGUGAUCGGUUGGGCGUCUACACCCGCGUCUACCUUCUGCCUCGUCUCCACCCACGGGCCUGACUGGCAGGAUUGAGCCCCGGGACAGCACCAGCCUCCCGAGCGCCCGCCCGCGAUGGCGCUGCUCGCCGCUCUCGUCUGCUGCCUGCUGGCGGCCUGGCACGGUGGCCCCGGCCUCGGGCUGCCCCUGGUGCCCGCCCGCGGCCGGAGCCCCGAUCCGGCGGUGGCAGGACAGUUUUGGCAUGUGACUGACUUACACUUAGACCCCACUUACCACAUCACGGAUGACCACACAAAGGUGUGCUCUUCUUCCAAAGGUGCAAAUGCCUCCAACCCUGGCCCUUUUGGAGACAUUCUGUGUGAUUCUCCAUAUCAGCUUAUUUUGUCAGCAUUUGAUUUUAUUAAAAAUUCAGGACAAGAAGCAUCUUUCAUGAUAUGGACAGGGGAUAGCCCACCUCAUGUUCCAGUGGGAGAACUCUCGACAGACAAAGUCAUAAAUGUGAUCGCUAAUAUGACAACCACAGUCCGGAGUCUCUUUCCAAAUCUUCAGGUUUUCCCUGCACUGGGUAAUCAUGACUAUUGGCCGCAGGAUCAACUACCUGUGGUCACCAGCAAAGUGUACAAUGCAGUAGCAGACCUUUGGAAACCAUGGCUAAAUGAAGAAGCUCUUCACACUUUAAGGAAAGGUGGCUUUUAUUCACAGAAAGUUAAUCUGAGCCUUAGGAUCAUCAGUCUGAACACAAACUUGUAUUACGGCCCAAAUAUUAUGACCCUGAACAAGACUGACCCAGGAAAUCAGUUUGAAUGGCUAGAAUAUACACUGAAUAGCUCUCGGCAAAAUGAUGAGAAGGUGUACAUCAUAGCCCACAUUCCAGUGGGAUACCUGCCCUGCUCAGAGAGCAUCACAGCCAUGAGAGAGUAUUAUAAUGAGAAGUUGGUAGAUAUUUUUAGAAAAUACAGUGAUAUCAUUGCAGGACAAUUUUAUGGACACACUCACAGAGACAGCAUUAUGGUUCUUUCGGAUAAAAAAGGAGGUCCAAUAAGUUCUUUGUUUGUGGCUCCUGCUGUUACUCCUGUGAAGGGUGUUCUAGAAAAACAAACCAACAAUCCUGGUGUCAGACUAUUUCAGUAUGCUCCUCAUGAUUAUAAAUUAUUGGAUAUGCUGCAGUAUUACUUGAACCUCACAGAAGCUAAUCUAAAGGGAGAAUCCGACUGGAAGCUGGAGUACGUCCUCACCCAGGCCUAUGAUAUUGAAGAUUUGCAGCCAAAAAGUUUGUAUGGAUUAGCUAAGCAGUUGGCAGUCCUGGACAGUAAGCAGUUUAUAAAAUACUAUAAUUACUUCUUUGUGAGUUAUGACAGCAGUGCAAUGUGCGAUGAGAAAUGUAAGGCCUUUCAAAUUUGUGCAAUUAUGAAUCUUGAUCGUGUUUCCUAUGUAGACUGUCUUAAACAGUAUUACAUCCAGCAUUAUCACUGAUAUUUCACAGUUUGUUUUCAUAGGAAAUGUAACAUUGCUUUGUUUCUGAGAUCGACUUGUGAGAAUUGUUGUGUAAAUCUUUGAGAAUUACUGACUGAGCCAGCAGAAUUCCUGACUUUGCUAUGUCCUUGUUAUCAUGUAUAACAUUGUUGAAAUUGUCAUUUAUAUGGUAAAACCAAAGACUUCUCACUAAAUAUGAGUUAUUCUUUAUUUGAUAAUUUUUAGUCUUAUAAGUCACUCUGGUUAAAACCUCACAUGUAAACGUAGGUUAGAAUUGUUCAUACACAUCAUCUACUCUUUGGAAAACACCUGGGUCUCGUUAGGGCCAUGUCCGAGUCUAUAGAUCAUCCUGGGGCAUGGAUUGCCUAACUUUUUUCACUCUGUGAGUGGAGUGCCUUCGUUAGCAACGCUAAACUUUGAAGGAUGAGAAUGUCACAUGUUGUCCUUUCGGCAACUCUAGGUUCUAGUAUAGGACCUGGCAUUUAGUAAAUACUAGUUGAAAUGAAUCAGCAGGCCUGAGUAUUUCCAAAAAAAGUGUGACAUGAUGCAGCAGUGGCAUUUUCUUUGUCUUAAUAUCCCAAGAGAAAGAGUAUAAAGAUGAGUUUUUAUUUAAUGGGACUGAUGUUAGGGCUCUUACAUGGGCAAGCUGUUGUCAGCUUCCAGGGUAACUGGGAGAAUUGAAGUAGGACAGUGGAGAGGCAGGCUGAGGAGUUUAGGGGAGAAGAUUGUACACCCCAGUACUUUGGCUUGCUGGAGAGACAUACAAUCAGCAAACUUAUAUCAAUUGAUGAAGAGAGUGGAACUCAUCAUCCUACUGACUGGUUGAAUUCAUGUUAAAAAAAAAAAAAAAGACCUGUAGAUGAAAAUCUCAUCAUAAUCAACCCAAAUCAUCCUGAUU